Nothobranchius furzeri (turquoise killifish) is the source of this 933-nucleotide messenger RNA. RefSeq names its product cytochrome c oxidase subunit 5Aa (gene cox5aa). Gene Ontology annotation, biological process: mitochondrial electron transport, cytochrome c to oxygen. The record is from RefSeq and is a predicted model, not a curated record. Gene Ontology annotation, cellular component: mitochondrial inner membrane. NCBI's taxonomy places the organism in Eukaryota, Metazoa, Chordata, Actinopteri, Cyprinodontiformes, Nothobranchiidae.
UCAUUCCGGCUGGGGGCGGUACUGCACCACAGCUCAGCUUCCCAACUGCCUUAAAAAAGAAGGCAAAGAAGAAGAAAAAGCGGACUCGCUUCCUUCCUCACACCGGUAUUUGUCGCUGGUUGUUCUACAUCAUGUUCAGAGUCGCCGUCCGACUUUCGGUCUCCGGUGUCCGGGGGUUAACUCGUCCACAGCCCAGGUGCCAAGCUGUUCUGGCUUCAAGGUGCUACUCGCAUGGAAAGCAGGAGACGGACGAGGAGUUUGAUGCCCGCUGGAUUACAUAUUUUAACAAGCCGGACAUUGAUGCAUGGGAGCUGAGAAAAGGGAUGAACACAUUGAUCGGGUACGAUCUGGUACCGGAGCCAAAGAUUCUGGAGGCUGCUCUGAGAGCCUGUCGGAGAUUAAAUGACCUGGCCAGCGCCAUCCGAAUUUUGGAGGCUGUCAAGGACAAAGCUGGGCCUCAUAAAGACAUCUACCCAUACCUGAUCCAGGAGUUGCGACCAGCGUUACAGGAGCUCGGCAUUUCUACACCCGAAGAGCUUGGCAUCGACAAAGUUUAGCCAAGACAAAAGACAAUGGACUAACCCAGAAAAAAAUCACCCUUGUGUUUAAAUAUUUGCCUGAUCAUCUGCGUGUGAUAUUUAAUUUGGCCUUUAAGUUCUUUUACAUGUAAAAUACGGAUUGAUAUAAUAAAGAACGCUUAUCUGAGUGUUAGAUCUAUACUGGAAUAUUUCCUUUUAAGGGCAUAUGAAAGCAAAAUGCUCCAUACAGGUUUCUGGAAGGGAGGAGAACGUCACCAAAUAAACCACACCGUCCACCACCAGGGGGCAGCAGUGUCACACGAAUGUUAAAGACUUGCUGUGUUUUGUCUGCUUUACAUGUUUUCAUUUCAGGGAAAUUUUGCUUGCGGGUGAAAUAAACUUGUUUCAAAUGACA